UUUUAAACCACUUACUCAAUUUUUAAAAGUAUGGAUCCAGAACGCAACGUUAAACGUCUUCGUAAGCUUUUCGGAGUAUCGCGGACAAUUCUUAAGAGGGCAGCUCGCCGACCUAGCAUAAGUGACCAGGAAAGUGAAGAGCAGCAACGUAAGAGAUUUCAAAUGCUGCGUGAAUUACGGCAACAACGAAUAUCUAGUCUUGGUGCCAAUCAACGAUACGUAUUAGAGAUUUGUGCAGAUAUGAUUGGUAUAGAUACUGAAGAAGUAGUAACUGGCAUAGUUGACGAAAAUAUUUAUGUCGAUAAUUUGAAUGGACUAUUUGAAGCAAAGGGGCCAAUGGCUGUAAUGUUGAGCAACGCUCCUAUGAUUGGUUAUCCCGUUGACUCAGGACGUUAUCAAGAUAAACUACGACAUACGGAAGUACAUCGAACUAUAUGCUUAACUGCUAGUACUGUAAGAUUGAUCGGUAAGUGGAUGGUGGUAUAUCGGCAACAAAAUGAAAAGGCAAUUGAAAAUCGCUCCGUAAGCGAUGAAGUGGCUAUGUUUAUGAUUAAUGCAGAAGGCCCUGAUUCAUGCUUAAAUGUCGUCAAGACAUUUGUCGAGCAAGUGCUUAAGCCAUCUAUUGAAGCUGUUACAGAUUUUGGACUUGCUGAAAAGGAGCAAUUACAAAAGUUCUUCCAUAUUUUAAAUAUGUACAAUACAUUUCUGAAGUCGUCGGCUGCAAUAGUAUCUUCUCGUGUCAACUUUGACGUUUCGCAUGAUCUCUUUAAAGGAUUUUUAUUAGCACGAUGGCAAAUUGAAGCUAGCUCAAAAAUUGUGAGCCGUGUGAGGCUAGUAGAACGGUAUUUUGAGAAAUGGUUACGGCAGAUUCAAGGAAUACUAGUUGAAGGAAAGCAAAUACAGCGUGAUCCUCCUGACGUCGGGCCAUUACACAUGUUAGUCAACUGGCGCCAAAUGUUAGCUAAGCUAACCUCUAUUACAGAAUUUGUAACUUCUCGUGCUUUCAAUAACCACAAAGAUUGCCUAACAUUAUCGCGUUCUUCAAAGCUUCUUAAUCGGUGGGAUAAAAUCGAUAACCAGGUAACAUUAGCGUUAAACGAAGCAAAAGAUAAUGUUCGUUUUAUUUCAUCAUUACAAAAAUUUUGGGACCCACUAUACAGGUCAUCACCAGAUGAAAUUAUAAGUAGUUUACCGGGACUAAUGGUUGCAAUCCGCAAUGUUUGCAAAACAGCACAUUAUUUUAAUACUUCAGUCAAUUUGACUGGACUCAUGGUCAAAAUAUCUAAUCAGCUUACUAUUACCAGCAAAAAUUUUAUAACUGAUAAUGAACAUCGUAGCCUUUGGGAGAUAUCUUCAGUAGAGAUUAUCGAAAAAAUUGAAAAAUGUAGAGAUGUUAUGGAUCACUUCAAAAACAUAUAUAUAAACACCGUAGAGGAAAUGAAAAAUAGUAAUGAAAGACCAUGGACUGUAUCUUCAGUUUACAUAUUUACAUGUUUAGAAAAAUUUCUUCAUCGCCUGGAAAAAAUAAAGUGUAUAGCAAAUACCGAAAUAAUAUAUUCAAUUUUGGAUCGCAUAUUAAUAAGUGGAAUGGAAAAAUUUAAUACGAUGAUAAAAGCUGCUCGUAUAACUAUAAGUAGUAAACUGUAUGAUCCCUUAAAUUAUCGCAUUGAAACAUUUGAUACAGAUUUUGAAAAAUUUGUUAAAGAGGUUGAAGUAGCAGAGGUUGGAAUGCAGCAAUUUGUAAAAUUGCUUACAACUGAAUGUCCAACGGCGGAAUCAAUGAUGUUAAUACUAAAACGUUUUGAAGCAUUGCAUUUAGAGUGCUUGUGUUUGGAUCGAAGAUAUUUUAAGGUUGCCGAAAUGUUAGAAAAGGAAAUGCUUUUGCUCAAGGAUGUAUAUAAUGAGGAACGAGGUAAUCCUUUCAUACCACGUAACUUACCUCCUGUUGCUGGUCGUAUUGUUUGGAUUCGUUCGAUCUUCAAAAAAAUUGAUAUACCAAUGCAAGCGUUAAAGUUACGACAUUGUGUUCUUGCCCACAAAAAAGCACAGCGCACAGUUCGCUACUAUAACUACAUGAAUGGGAUUGUUUGUCAUUAUGAAAUGGCUUAUCAUAAAGCUUGGUUUGAUUACGUUGAGGAAGUGCGAUGUGCUCUUAAUGCUCCCAUUUUAACUAUUAAUAAAGACGAAGCUCUAUAUACCAUAAAUUUAGAUCGGUCUAUUUUGCAACUUAUAUCUGAAACCGAAUGGAUGUGGAAACUGCAUUUAGAAGUUCCAAAUAUGGCUUCAACUGUAGCAUAUUGCAAAGAUCGUAUUUUUCAUCCAUUUAAUACUUUAAAACUAACUCUGCAGCGACUCGAUCGUUUACGAUCAUCGUUGACUCCAGUGUUUAUUAAUAUAAUGAGGUUUCGGUUGCAGGAAAUAUCUGUAAUGCUAAAACCUUCUCUCUCUUCGGUGACAUGGAUAUCGAAAAAUUUAGAAGAUUUUGUUGAAAAAGUUUGUAUGAAAAUUCAAGAAGUGGAAAUAUUUUUUGGAUUGAUCUUAGACAUUGAGGAGCUUAGAGUUAUGCAAGAAAUAUAUAAUAUAUCUGAAUUCUUAUAUAUUUACGUUCCCGAUGAACCCGUACCAUCUUAUCAAUUUGUUGAAGAGAGUAAUAAGUUGCGAGCAAAAAUUGAACGCGUACUUGAGAAGAAAUCAAUAUGUAUGGAACGCGCUGUUAUCGACAUUAUAAAUAUGUUUAUUGAUUUGCUAGACUUUGAGCAAUCAGAUUCAAAAGGACGACGUGUAUUUCAGCUACCAGCAGAAAAGCUAAACGAUACUAAUUGGCGGACUGAGGGUUUUUUGCCAAUUGAUAAAUGGGAUUUUAUCCAGUUUCACAAAAUAUACAGAACAAUUUAUUUAGCACCUGACGAUGUACUAAAGACCCUACAAUUUCGGAAUUAUGAGAAUAUACGGUAUGAACUUCAUCAUUUACGUAAUGACUGUAUGGAUCUGUUUUCUUACUAUAACUCCAAAAUUAUUUUGGCCUUGGUUGCUGGAUCUAAACGAUCUUUAGAUUUUGUACGACAAAAUAUACUCAG
Drosophila arizonae is the source of this 3077-nucleotide messenger RNA. RefSeq names its product dynein axonemal heavy chain 5-like. Gene Ontology annotation, cellular component: axonemal dynein complex. Lineage: Eukaryota; Metazoa; Arthropoda; Insecta; Diptera; Drosophilidae. Gene Ontology annotation, molecular function: dynein intermediate chain binding; dynein light intermediate chain binding. The record is from RefSeq and is a predicted model, not a curated record. Gene Ontology annotation, biological process: microtubule-based movement.